AUGGUGGAACUGCUUCUCAAACAACAAGCUGAUCCUAAUAUCAAAAAAGAAGAAGAUUGGACAGCACUUAUGAUAGCCAGUCAAAAUGGUCAUUAUCAAGUAGUCAAACUGCUACUCAAACAACAAGCUGAUCCUAAUAUCAAAGAAGAAGAUUGGACAGCACUUAUGAUAGCCAGUCAAAAUGGUCAUUAUAAUGUAGUGGAAUUGCUACUCAAACAACAAGCCAAUCCUAAUAUUCAAAAUAACAACGGACCAACAGCUCUUAUGAUAGCUAGUCGAAAUGGUUAUUAUCAAGUGGUGGAACUGCUACUCAAACAACAAGCUGAUCCUAAUAUUCAAAACAAUAACGGAAUAACAGCCCUGUACAUAGCCAGUCAAAAUGGUCACUAUCAAGUGGUAGAACUGCUACUCAACCAACAAGCUGAUCCUAAUAUUCAAAACAAUAACGGAAUAACAGCCCUGUACAUAGCCAGUCAAAAUGGUCAUUAUCAAGUGGUAGAAUUGCUACUCAAUCAACAAGCUGAUCCUAAUGUUCAACUGCCAGACGGACAAACAGCCUUAUAUGCAGCCAGUCAAAAUGGUCAUUAUCAAGUGGUGGAACUGCUACUCAAACAACAAGCUGAUCCUAAUAUCAAAGAAGAAGAAGAUUGGACAGCACUUAUGAUAGCCAGUGAAAAUGGUCAUUACAAUGUAGUGGAAUUGCUACUCAACAACGAGCCAAUCUAA
Molecule: messenger RNA, 726 nt
Organism: Gigantopelta aegis
Lineage: Eukaryota; Metazoa; Mollusca; Gastropoda; Neomphalida; Peltospiridae
Product: ankyrin repeat domain-containing protein 29-like
Exons: 1
Coding region: 1-726 (241 amino acids)
Molecular function (GO): protein binding
Source: RefSeq, a predicted model, not a curated record